This is a messenger RNA of Asparagus officinalis (garden asparagus), 492 nucleotides long. RefSeq lists its product as uncharacterized. The transcript has a single exon. The record is from RefSeq and is a predicted model, not a curated record. Lineage: Eukaryota; Viridiplantae; Streptophyta; Magnoliopsida; Asparagales; Asparagaceae. The coding region runs from base 1 to 492 and encodes 163 amino acids.
AUGAAUUUCGAUGUUGGAGGUCCAUCAUACUUAUCAUCAUCUUCAUCUUCGGAUGAUGAUAAUUUUCUGUCCAAUAUCAUUGCAGAGAUUGAUGAAACCGAAGAAGUAAUUUGUGAGUACAUCAACAACAACAUGAUCCUCGUUAACAAUUUACGUCAACACAACUACCAACCGAUCCAUGGUGGCUCGAUUCCCGGUCAUGCAGUGAUCAACCGCGAUCGAGAAAAUGCGCAUCAGAAUUUGGUCAUAGAUUACUUUGCCGAUAAUCCACGUUUUGGAGAAGAUAUGUUUCGUCGUCGAUAUCGGAUGUCAAGAAGUUUGUUCCUUCGUAUUGUUGAUGCAGUGAAAGAUCAUGACUAUUACUUCCAACAACGAAGUGAUGGACUUGGUAGAAUGGGAUUAUCACCGUUACAGAAAGUAACAGCUGUUUUUCGCAUGUUGGCAUACGAUUUACCAGCUGAUGCUACAGACGAAUACGUUAAAAUAGGUUAG